GCAUUUUUUGUUGUGUGUGAAAAAUAUAAUCCACGAACUCUGCGUAUUUCUACGCACGUCACAUGCGUCAUAGCAGAAGACGCGUCGGGCUUCAGCUGUGCCGAGACGCACUCCGCACUUUGGCCGAGAGUUGAGUCCCGCUUCAUUGAAGAGCGGCUCACUCGCUGCGAUGGAAAGAAAACCAGAUUCUGCCGCGCAAACGCGCUUCGGUGCUUUCGGCUGCUCCUCGGGGUACGACGGUCGGCACGCCGGCCUCACGUUUCCUGUUUGCACGCGUGAGAAACGAAUAGUUGUGCACCGUUUAUCUGGAAACGCAAAUAUGUACGAUUAUGAAAACUGACCGCUGUCCGCAGUUACAUUUGCCCUUCGAUCGGCCCCCUACGGCUCUUUUUAAAGGGCGAAGGACACAGGGAAGGUGACGUCCUGAGGCCGAAAGGGACGGAGGAUCGGAAACGAGAGAGAAAGAGAAAGAGCUGCAGUUUGUGGUGCCGAGAGGCACUCGGGCCGAACGAUGUGUCGGAAGACGAGAAGGAUGUGAGACACUUCGUGGUUAGAUGUGUGUGUGUGUGUGUGAGUGUGCGAGUGUGCGGAAGCGCAGCUUAUGACAUCAGGCCGGUGCUGCGGAAGGUCACGCAGCAGAACGCCGUCAGGUACCGAGACAUGAAAACCUUUGCCGUUCCGCUGGACCGCCUGCUGCUGUCCCUGCCGCUGUCCCUGCUGUGCAUUGCGGGUGAGUCCGGUCCGACCGCUGACCCGCGUGUCCCGAGCGAAGCCGUGACGGCGCGGACCCCGGAUGGCGGGCCGACAUUUCGAGAAGGUAUUUGUAGAAACGGUCGUGUUCAUCAAUCCGUGGUUUUCCACACGCGCAGGUUCCGGAGAAGCGCUGGACUUGAUCCAGUCUCCCGUCACCUUAACGGCGAUGGAGGGAGAGCAGGUUCGCAUCCAGUGCUGCUGGCAGGACGAUUGCUCUUUCGAGCGAGUAAGAGUGAAGUGGACAAAGAGCAACAUCUCACUCGGCGACAAUGUUUUGGGCUUUGACAACCAAAGUACCGCACAGAACGCCGGGAAAUGUUACCGUACCGACGCUUCUGGAAACUGCUCUAAAAUCACCCUUUCAAACGUGACCACAAAUGACAGCGGUUUAUACGUGUGUGAGGUGACCGUGGAGAUACCGUCACUACAUAACGGACGUGGGGGGGGAACACGUGUGGAGAUUCGAGUAAAACACGACACGACCGAUGCACGAGGGUCGUCGCCGACCGGUCUCGGUGUCGCGGUUCCGCUUGCUGUAGCUCUUGCGGUGCUCUCUUCUGCUGCCGUAUUCUGCCAGUGGAGAAGAAGGAGACUAAGGGCCCUUCAUCAAGGUGGAGCGAGUGGCCGAGUGGGUCUCGUCAUACAGGAAUCUCCACGCGGCGCGGUCGAGCUGGACGAGAUGAACACGAUGGCCGAGAUGGCUGAAGCCGGAGAUCGAAACUCCAACUCCUCCCGAGGGUCAGCACAGUGGUGUCCGGUCCAGCUGUACGAGUCCAUCGAUUACUUUGACGUGAAGACUGACGGCAGCAGCUAGAGGCGUCUUCGUCCCACACCCGACGGUCCUUCAUCCCUCCUUCGCUUUACCCUCGGCACUGCUUCUGAGCUCUGCUUCGUGUGAGCAUUUUACAUUCGAAACGUUGGAAAGCGGUUCACCUGAGACACGGGGAAGUACGAUGACAUGUGCCGCAGCGGCUCCGAAAUGAAACCCCUCACCGUACGCGUGCGGGUUCAAGUCCCACGAAGGGUUCCGUUCUCAUGCUGACCUCCAUGGGUCUACUCUGUCUUGAGGUCCCUGUACCCUGGUGAACGGCAGGCGCUGUGGAAGCUGACGAUUUUUCCUUUUGCAGGGCAGUUUGUCCACAGAAGCGUAGGAGGUGCAGCAUUCAAGGGUAAUUUAGACAUUUCGAAAAUGUAGGGUUUUAAAAGCUUCCCCAAAAACAGGAAGUACAGUGUUGCUAAAUAUUUAGCUUUUCUUUUCCUUUCUUAUUCUUUUUCUUCUUUUUCUUCUUUACGAAGGAAAAGACUGGACUUGGGUCGCCCGCUUUCUUUUCACUGCUCUCAAAAUCUUAAAUAUCCUGCUUAUAACAAAGUUUAUUUGCACGUUUGGAUGCAAACAAAGAAAUAUAAUACUGGCAUGAAAAGAUCAAUACGUACCUAUAAAAUCACACUUUUAUUGAAUAAAUUAAUGAAAAAUUCCCUUAAUCUCAUUCCUUCGUUGUUCUUCGAAUUUGAGAAAUUCGAAGGCUGUUUUAUUUUGGACGCAUUGAUUUCCAUGAGGGGG
This is a messenger RNA of Scleropages formosus (Asian bonytongue), 2314 nucleotides long. RefSeq names its product transmembrane and immunoglobulin domain-containing protein 2-like. The transcript is spliced from 4 exons. NCBI's taxonomy places the organism in Eukaryota, Metazoa, Chordata, Actinopteri, Osteoglossiformes, Osteoglossidae. Gene Ontology annotation, biological process: B cell receptor signaling pathway; B cell differentiation. The coding region runs from base 794 to 1567 and encodes 257 amino acids. The record is from RefSeq and is a predicted model, not a curated record. Gene Ontology annotation, cellular component: B cell receptor complex; external side of plasma membrane.